Molecule: messenger RNA, 2417 nt
Organism: Oncorhynchus tshawytscha (Chinook salmon)
Lineage: Eukaryota; Metazoa; Chordata; Actinopteri; Salmoniformes; Salmonidae
Gene: rab23
Product: RAB23, member RAS oncogene family
Exons: 7
Coding region: 862-1569 (235 amino acids)
Molecular function (GO): GTPase activity; GTP binding
Source: RefSeq, a predicted model, not a curated record
GAAAGACAGGGUCCUGAAAAGGGACGUUUCUUUUGUUGCUGAGUUUAUUAUGUUCUCUUCCUCCGACUUUUAGCUUAGAACAUUUUUUGGGGUGGCAGAUUUUUGUCUCGCCUAAGGCGGCAGAAAGUCGAGCACUGGCCCUGAUGAUCACGAUACAACCUGGCCACACACAGACUCAAGAUCAGUUUAGAUUAAUUUAUUUUGCAGGAGCUGUAGUUCAUAAACUGACCCAGCGAGUUGCAGUGAACUGCGCAUCUGCUAUCAGAAACCAAAAGCGUUUAAAGCAACCGGACUGCAGUUGUGGGUGAGAGCCAAGCAAAUAGAGCUAGCAAGGCAACAACAAUUUAUUGAAUUCAAGUCGUCGCUUUGUGAAAUAUGAUUAGACGACUUGUUACAUUGAUGAAAAGCGUGGAUAUUCGUCUACUCUUGUUGUGAUUUAUGAUAUAAACGAGUUAAAUGCUAGCAAGCCCAGCUAGGAGACGUACUAGCUAACAUUAGCUGAACGUGGAGACCGGACAAUCCACCGUUCGUUUGCUAGCUAACGUUAACUUACAUGGCUAGCUCGCUAAGUUAGCUUUACAAAUUGGUGAAACGAGUUGAUUGUUGUUACUACGUUACAGUUUAUUAUAGCUUGUUAUAUUUCAUUUGUUCCGUAAAAAAAAAACACAGGACCUAUUCUCUUUCAUUGCGCAGCAAUUGUAUUUUGUUUUCGUCUCGUGCUGUUUGUUGCCUGUUGCAGCUGCAAGAGAAAGACGGUCAUGUAACUGGAUGCCGGAGGUGUUUUAAGUGAUCCAGUGACAGCCCUCCUAAAGCAACACCAGACUGCCUGGAAGUGUGAGGAAAGCCCAGCAACACGUAGCCAUGUUGGAGGAGGACAUGGAAGUGGCCAUCAAGGUGGUGGUGGUGGGCAACGGUGCGGUGGGGAAGUCCAGCAUGAUCCAGCGCUACUGCAAGGGCAUCUUCACCAAGGACUACAAGAAGACCAUCGGUGUGGACUUCCUGGAGAGACAGCUACUAGUGAAUGAUGAAGAUGUGAGAUUGAUGUUGUGGGACACGGCAGGGCAGGAAGAGUUUGACGCCAUCACCAAAGCCUACUACCGCGGUGCCCAGGCGUGUGUACUGGUCUUCUCCACCACCGACAGGGAAUCGUUUGAGGCCAUCGGCAGCUGGUGGGAGAAGGUGGAGAUAGAGGUGGGAGACAUCCCCACUGUCCUGGUGCAGAACAAGAUUGACCUUCUGGAUGACACAGUGAUCAAAAAUGAGGAGGCAGAAGGUCUGGCCAAGAAGCUCAAGUUAAGGUUUUACCGAACCUCCGUAAAGGAGGACCUCAAUGUCAAUGAAGUUUUUAAAUACCUAGCAGAUAAGUAUCUGCAGCGACUGAAGCGACAAACAGCAGAAGAGCCUGAGGUAGUCCAUACAACUAGCAAUAAAAUUGGAGUUUUCAACACCGCAAGUAGUAACUUAUCUAGUCAGAACUCCAGCAACGGCCGAGAAGUCAUCAACUUGCGACCCAACAAACAGAGGACAAAGAAAAGCAAAAACCGCUUUGGUAGCUGCAGCCUUCUUUAGAAUCAAUGCAUUCCCUGCAAUAAUGUAAGAUUUGACUGCCGUGUGAGUGUAAGAGUCUAUACAUUUACAUUUGAGCAUAACCUAGGUGUAGGUGUAGGUCUUAAUUUGACCCCUCUUUUGUUGCUGAGAAUUUCCCUGCAAAUGACCUUCAUGAUGGACAUAAAUUCACAAAAAAUCUGCACGUAUAACAUAUUAACAGUAUUGCACUUCAUGUAGCCUAAUUUUGGCCAGCAAAUAGUCUAACCACAGAACAAGCAACACUAAAAGUUCAAAUUAUUAUUUGAUUAUUUUUGCUCUGACAAUAUUGGUCAAAUGAAGAUCCGACAUCUGUAAAUCUAAUAUGCACCUGAGUAUUGUGAAUACCAUGCCUUUGAGCAUCUUUACAGAUCAAGUGCAGCCUUUGUUUCUCAUGAAUAGAUGUAUGAAAUAUAAAGCGACAGUAACAAUAGUCAUCCUGGUGGCUGUAAUGGGUACUACAAUCCAACACAGACUAUGUUGUAGCAUGAAUGUAAUGCUUGAAGCAGAUCUUUUGAGAAAUAGUAGUUGGGCAUGACAGGGUUCUCCCAUUUACACCCUUCAACAUGGUGCAGGGAAGGGAUACAUUCUAGUUCACUAACAAGGUGUAUUUGUAUGUUCAUAUUGUGAUUUUUAUAGAUUGCCAUUUGCACUUGAAUCUGUUUUGUAUUGUAAGAAAUAUACAGAUUACUUUCUACCAUAUUUGUUCUAAAAUAUUAAUGGAAUAUGGUUCAAUAUACUGAGUGUACAAAACAUUAGGAACACCUUCCUAAUAUUAAGUUUCUCCCCCUUUUGCCCUCAGAAAGUGGUUAAUUUGUCGGGGCAUGGACUCU